AUGGCAGACCAUCAAAGAAUUCAUCCGGUGGAGGUCAGCCCCGAAGCUCAACCUCCACGCCCUUCGGCUCCUCUAGGUUCUAUUCUUCGAUCAGAAAAAGUCGAGCCACGAGGGCAGGGGCAGCAUCAUGUUCCAAUGAGACGCAAUGUUACCUAUCCAGUCGUGCCACCACCACCUAAGAAGAAGAAAAGCUGUUUGUGCAAAUGCAUCUGCUGGACAAUUAGCUUACUCAUUCUCCUACUCAUCAUUAUUGGAGCUACUAUUGGCAUUCUUUACCUAGUAUUUCAACCCAAGCUUCCCAUAUACUCAGUUGACAAUCUCAGAAUAUCAGAUCUGACACUCAAUUUUGACUUGAGCCUCUACGCGAGGUUCAACGUGAAGAUCACUGCCUAUAACCCGAAUAAGAAUAUCGGAAUAUACUACGAGAAAGGGAGCCAUUUAAGUGUAUGGUACAAGAACAUAAACCUUUGCCAAGGAUCAAUUCCCAGAUUCUACCAAGGUUACCAGAAUAAGACAGUGCUAAAUGUGGCCUUGAGUGGCCAAAAUCAAUAUGGGAGGACUCUUCUGGAGGCAUUACAGGAGCAGCAACAGACUGGAAGAAUUCCAUUGGAUCUCAAGAUUAAUGAGCCAGUCAGCAUCAAACUUAAGACUCUCAAACUGAGGAAGGUGAAGAUCAUUGGCACCUGCAAGUUGGUCGUUGAUAGCCUGUCAACUAAUAGUAUAAUUAGCAUCAAAGCCAGUACUUGCAGUUUUGGACUCAAGCUCUGA
Fraxinus pennsylvanica is the source of this 768-nucleotide messenger RNA. The record is from the annotation of a GenBank genome assembly. Lineage: Eukaryota; Viridiplantae; Streptophyta; Magnoliopsida; Lamiales; Oleaceae.